AUGCGAACCACCUCGUCCAAUUUCAGACUCUGGCCUCGUUGUGCAACCUCGGUGGCACCCUCCUCCCCCAUCCACCGCCCGCCAACAAGCAUGGCCAUACCCCGUUCCUAAACCUGUCUUGCUUCCAAUACCAGUCCUCCUCCAGUUACUAAACCUAUCAUGAACGGUCACUUCGCCGCGGUCGGCGACGCGCCGGCUGCUGAACAAUACGACCAUGGCGUCCAAGUCAUCGACGAGGACAAGCAGUACAACACCAACCUGAGCCACUACCUCGCCGGCACCCAGGUGGCCAACGCUGGCUUCAAUUAUCACCUUAUCUCUGUCUUCGGCUCCCAGUCCACCGGAAAGUCAACUUUGUUGAACAAUCUGUUUGGAACCGACUUCAGUGUCAUGUCCGAGACGGAACGCCGUCAAACCACAAAGGGAAUAUGGAUGUCUAAAAACAAGAAGGAAAGCACGGCCGAUGGCUCCGUCAAGCUCGCGGACAACAUCCUGGUCAUGGACGUCGAGGGUACCGACGGCCGUGAGCGCGGCGAAGACCAAGAUUUUGAGAGGAAGAGCGCCUUGUUCGCACUGGCAACGAGCGAGGUCCUGAUUGUCAACAUCUGGGAGCAUCAGGUUGGUCUGUAUCAGGGCGCAAACAUGGGCCUCCUAAAGACCGUCUUCGAGGUCAACCUGCAGCUUUUCCUCAAGGACAAGAAUUCAACGCCCAGAUCCCUCCUCUUCUUCGUCAUCCGCGAUCACCUCGGAACCACCCCGUUGGCGAACCUACGAAACACCUUGAUCCAGGAUCUCACCAAGAUCUGGACCUCGUUGUCUAAGCCCCCGGGUCUUGAGGAGUCCAAGAUUGAGGACUACUUUGACUUCGCUUUCGCAGCUCUUCCGCACAAGAUCCUGCAGCCCGACAAGUUCGUCGCAGAGGUCGAUAACCUGGGCAAGAGGUUUGUGGCAGGACAUCGAUCAACCAAGGACCAGGAAUUCGAAGGCGGGGUCUUCCUUGCAGAAUACCACCGUAGGAUUCCUGCCGAUGGCUUCCCCGUGUACGCAGAGGGCAUCUGGGACCAGAUUGUCAACAACAAGGACCUCGACCUGCCGACCCAGCAGGAGCUGCUUGCUCAGUUCCGUUGCGACGAGAUCGCCCGCGAGGUCCUGACCUCUUUCGACGCUGCAAUUGCCCCUCUCGAAGAACAGCAGGCAGAGGCAGUCCGCGCGGGCAAGACGACGGUACUGCCAGACCUCGGUACGACUUGCAAGGCUUCUCGUGAGAAGACAACCAGGGCGUUCGAGACACAAGCGAGCCGUUACCAUAAGGGCGUCUAUAAGAGGAAGCACGUUGAGCUCGAGGAGAAGAUUGAUGCGCGUCUGAAGGCACUGUAUCAUGGCCAGCUCACAGCUGCGCACAAGGCCGGUGUGGCAGCUUUCACAGAUGCUGUCACCAACGCUGUCAAGGCUGGUCAGAAGGCAGGCGGUCAUUACGAGUUCGCGGAGAUCGUUGAGAAGCAGAAGAGGAAGACCCUGGAUAUCUACAAGAAGGAGGCGCAGAGCCUGGCCAUCGAAGGCGUUCCAUGGACCAACUUCAAACCCCAAUACUUGAUGUUUGGUAAGGAGCUGGACGAGGUCGGCGCAAGACUGAGGAAAGAGGAGAUGCGCCGUCUGGCUACUCGCGUGGAACGUUGGGUCAAGUCUCGCCUCGGCGACGCUGUUGGGCUGGAGUUCAACAAAAUCGGAUCUGGCCGUGGUGGCUCGGGCGCCCCAGAGGAAGGGGAGAAGCCAACCACUGAGAAGGAUCUGUGGGACCGUAUUUGGAAGGUUUUUGUGUCUAUUGUCAAUGAAGCACAAGAUCGAUUCAAGGACCGAGCCAAGAACCUGGAGGCCACCGACGAAGAGGUCGAAAUCGGGCUCUGGAGGCUCCGACGCAAGAGCUGGGUGGCUCUGCGCGAGAAGGUCGAGGAGGAGGUGAUGGAGGGCAACAUUCUUCUCAAGCUGCGUGAGAACUUUGAGGACAAGUUCCGCUAUGACGAGUCAGGUGUCCCAAGAAUCUGGCGCCCCAGCGACGACAUUGAGGGGAUCUAUACUCGGGCGCGCGAGUCGACCCUGGUCCUCAUCCCCUUGUUGUCGAGGUUCAGGCUGUCGGAGACGUACGGCCCGCCCGACCUGCCUGCGUUUAUUGGCAAUCAGCCUGCCGGGGUUGAACCUGGGGAUGAAGAAGAUCUCUCGCCGAUCGGCGGUGUUGACGAAGAGGAAGGCAAGAGCCUCGAAGAAGAAAUGACUGUGCUCAGCGAGAGCAAGAGGCAGGAUCUUGUGAUCCGCUUCAAGAAGACGGCAGAUGGCGUCUAUGUGGAGGCGAAGCGCAGUGCCCUGGGUGGUAUGACGCAGAUACCUCUUUAUUUCUACGUCGUUCUUUUGGUGCUUGGGUGGAACGAGAUAUGGAUGGUUCUGCGCAACCCGGUCCUGUUCAUAUUGUUGUGUCUCACUGCGGGUGGCACGUAUCUUGCAUACAACCUGAACCUGCUGGGACCCAUGAUGCAGAUGAGCAAUGCUGCUACCAACCAGGCCGUCGAAAUUGGAAAGCAGAAGCUUCGGGAUUUUCUGGAAAACAACGAGACGGCAAGGUCGGCAUUGGCCAUGCCGCCCAGGAAGGAUACGGACUCGAUCAGCAUGGACACGCUCGACUCAAAAGGAAAGCGACGGGAGAAGGAUGAGGACGAGGAUGAUAUCUGAUCCUUGCAGGACUGUUUAUAUAUGUACUUUUGGGUUUUUGCGCAUUACUACCUAGGUACCCAAGCCAGCGCAGGAUAUCCUGUAGUUUCAUAAACCCCAUAGAAAGCCUUCAACACCUGAACUCCUAAUGCUGCAGACCGCAAUCAAACCCCUCUAGUCCGUCCCUGUAGAUAUUACUAAAAUGCUUCCAGCCCCGCAGGUGUCCCGAACCAUGCACCUAGCUCAUCGGCGUCCUUGUCCCGGCCGUCGCUCGCCACGAAAAAGUCGGUUAACCUGGCCGUCUCGCCGUCAUCCUCGACGGGCCACUCAACCUUGACACCGUUCCCCUUGGCCUCGAUCAUGUCCUUGGCCGUGCCCCAGCUGAACCUGCACUCGGGACCCCACCCGAACACAGGAUGCAUGUUGGACUUCAUCCAGGUGACGCACUUCCCAUCAGAGGGGUAGCCAGAGCCCCAAGCCAUGCCCGCAGCCCCGUCCUGCCCGCCAUCCGCAGCGGCGGCGUGGCGCCGGUACAGGACCUCCAGGGCGGCGUCCCUCGUCACCUUGGCGCAGACGCUGGCGGCGGAAACGCAGGGGUACAGGGAGUCGGCCUUCUUGGCGACGGUGAUGCUGACAGAGGGGAACACGCGCUCGAGCUUCUUCUGGUAGGCGGCGGGCUGGCCGAUGGUGUCGACGUAUAUCUCCUUGACGUUGACGCCGCGUGCCAGCACGCCCUGGAUCAGGGCCACGGUGGCGUCCAUGGCCUGGGCGUUGAGGUUGUAGGCGGCCGAGGGCCGCAGCAUGUUGGCCGAGAUGUCGCGGGCGGACAGGGCGGUGGUGGCCCAGCCGCAGCGGGAGUGCAGCGCGUCGUCAUGGUCGGCGGAGGCGUCGCUGUCGGCAUCGGGCGAGGGCGUGCAGAGCUUCUCCAUGAGGGCGGACCGCACGGCCGGGGUCAGCACCUUGGAGUCGUCGAAGCGGUGCUUCUCGCGGAGCAGUGGGUCGGACAGCUCGAGCGGCAGGUAGAAGACGCCGUAGACCAUGGGGCCCAGCACGGGCCCGCGGCCGGCCUCGUCGACGCCCAGGCAGCAGGGGACGCCGUCGCCGGGCUCUGAGGACGGGGAGGCGAGGGCGGGAGGAACGGGCGAGAAGUGUGAGUAGCUGUCGCCGGCCAGGAGUGGGCCGUCAUGGAUCGAGGGCGGGAUGAAGACGUCCGAGGCUGGUGUUUCGAGGGCCGUGUCGGCCUCGGUCAUUUGUGUGUCCUCCAUUUGUGUUUGCUUGGGCUCUCUGUCUUGUUCGUUCGAGGCUGGGUCGAGAACCCCGACGUUUUUGUUGACAUUGUAUCCCUGAAGGGUAAAGCGCGG
Messenger RNA from Diaporthe batatas, 4061 nucleotides. Its product is annotated as dynamin-like GTPase SEY1. The record is from RefSeq and is a predicted model, not a curated record. Gene Ontology annotation, molecular function: GTPase activity; GTP binding. NCBI's taxonomy places the organism in Eukaryota, Fungi, Ascomycota, Sordariomycetes, Diaporthales, Diaporthaceae. Gene Ontology annotation, biological process: endoplasmic reticulum membrane fusion. Gene Ontology annotation, cellular component: endoplasmic reticulum. The transcript has 3 exons. Bases 160 to 2721 code for a protein of 853 amino acids.